Messenger RNA from Adineta ricciae, 873 nucleotides. NCBI's taxonomy places the organism in Eukaryota, Metazoa, Rotifera, Eurotatoria, Adinetida, Adinetidae. The record is from the annotation of a GenBank genome assembly.
AUGGCUCCUCGAACGAAAAAAGUCGUGCGUAAAACACGACGCGACCAAACGGAAAUCAGUCGAUGUAUUAAAUACUUAAUGUUUGGCUUCAAUAUUCUCUUUUGGAUCCUUGGAUUUAUGAUUGCUGCCAUUGGCAUCUAUGCUUGGAUUGAAAAGGACACAUUCGACAACUUUGGUCGUUUAACAAUGGGUGGAACGUUAUUCUUCGAUCCUGCCUUACUGUUCGUCCUUGUAGGAAUAUUCAUGUUCUGUAUUGGAUUUACUGGCUGUGUUGGAUCAUUACGAGAAAAUACAUGUUUAUUACUUUUCUUCAGUUUUGCUUUGGCAGUUAUCUUCUUUAUCCAACUUGCGUUUGGUACAUUAGUUUUCAUUUAUCGUGAAAAGGUUAAAAACGAAGGCGAAAAGCAAUUGAUGAUCAUGAUUCAAAGUUAUCGUGAUGAUCCUGAUUUACAGAAUAUGAUCGAUUGGAUCCAACGUGAUUGGUUACAUUGCUGUGGAGUGAACAAUUAUCGUAAUUGGGAAAGUAAUGUCUACUUUAAUUGUUCAUCGAAAAUUGUUGGAAGUGUCGAAGCGUGUGGUGUGCCGGCGAGUUGCUGUCGCGUUGAAUAUUUUCAUAAUAACAAGCAAUGUGGAUAUGGAACGUUGGAACCGUCGGCAGCUACACAUAUGAUCUAUACAGAAGGUUGUUUACCAAAAGCUUCACACUGGUUUGAACGACAUAUUCUCCCCGUCGCAAUAGUUGUUGCUGUUCUUGCUGUUUUACAAAUACUCGGUAUUUGUUUCGCUCAAAACCUACGCAACGAUAUUCUCGCUCAGAAAGCAAAAUGGUCGUGGCAUACACAUCCAAUGAUGAAUUACUAUCGACAUCAGUGA